Molecule: messenger RNA, 15686 nt
Organism: Zootermopsis nevadensis
Lineage: Eukaryota; Metazoa; Arthropoda; Insecta; Blattodea; Termopsidae
Cellular component (GO): nucleus
Source: RefSeq, a predicted model, not a curated record
GAGAGAUUGUAAUGGCGUAUCUUCAGCGAAUAGUAAACGAACGCGGCUUCUGAACGACCAAUAGCAUUUUCUGUUAUAAGACAUAAAUUCAUCCGGGGUCUCGACUACAAAAUUAACAUGGCGUCCGAGAGUAUGAAAAGUUCUAUGUCUAGUGAUCAUCAUGAAGAAAAUAGUACAUUGCCCGAUGAUUGUGAAGCAACUGUAGAGAAUAUCAAUGUUUCGAAGUGCACAUCAAUGUUAGGGCUUUCUAUGAAAGUGUUUGAAAAACGCGAAUUAAAUAGUUACCGUAACUUACCUGGGUUGUUAGCAACGGCGUCAUCGGUUGAUGAGAUUGAUAUAAGAAACCUAGAUAAUGAAGAUGAUCUAGACAGUGGCAUUAAGUCUGAAGAUAUAGUAAAUUCAGAUCACAGUAAAAGGAAAAGAGUUCAUCACGAUUACCGAAAGCUCUCAAAUUCUGGUUAUGUUGAUGAUGCAAUGGGCAGGCGGUAUUCUUCUAGCACAUCAAGUGCUAGUGAAAGUGAUACACCCCACAAAUUGAUAAAAUUGAAGACAAACAGUAUAUCCUCUAAUGAUCAGAUGGCAUGUGAUGACCAUAAUAUUUCAAACACAAUAAAUGGUGGUAGCACUUUAGAUGGGAAACAAGUGGGUUCUUCAAAGCACCAAGGUGGAGAUCAUCAAAAGAAACAUCACAAGAAAAAGAAACACAGGGACAGAGAUAAAGAAAGGAGAACCAAAGUCUGGUCUCAUGAUGCAAAAAAUAAGUCCGAGAGUGAUCUGACUCUAUCUGUUACAAGUACAAUACCAGCCCACUGCCAUGAUGUAGAACAGUGGGAAAAUGAUGAACCUGAUUCUGUGAGUGGAUCUUCCAAAGAGACAAGCCAGGAAUAUACUACAGACAGUAGUAUGACACUUGGUGAUAGCAUAUGUGCUAAGGUACAACUCAGUACAGGAAAUGUAAAGUUGGAUACAUUGCCCAGUGACAGAACUGUGCAUUAUGGAUCUAAUGUUUCUCCCAGGACCAUAAAACUUUCAUGUUCUGUAAAAAGAGAAACUGAUGAAGAUAUUAGUAAUGUGUGUGAUAAUGCAGAGACAGAUUCAGUUUCAGUGAGUGGUUCAUUAUUUGAAGGUGAUAAAAGAGUUUCUGAUGAAGUUAAUAGUGUGUACUGUGUGAUUGACUCUAAAGAUGGCUCAAAUUCUAAGACUGAAGGGGGGUACAAGUCCAUUGACCUGCUUGAUCCUGAAAACCAUUCAGUAUUUCCAAAGAUGGCAUUUGAAGCCAUUCAGAGAACAGAUCUGCAUGCACGGUCUAAGAGUGAAGGUGUCAGUGAAUCCAAGUUACGCACUAGUCAAGAUGAAUUAUGUGUAUUACCCCAAACGAAGAAUUCAGAUAAUCCUGAAAAUCUACUAUCAAAUGUAAAAGAAGAAAAAGAAGAUGCAAGUGUAGGGAGUCCUGGUACACCUCUUAUGGAUGAGCAACCUUACUUUCCCUGCAUAAAUGUACCUGACUGUACAGGUAACACUGUAAGGAAAAAUAAAUUGGAAGCAGGAGAAACUGAAUCAAAGAGUGAAAUUGAUGACAUUAAAGCUGUGAAAAAUGUGAUUACACAACCUUCCCUCCAUUCAUCCGAUGUAUCUGUGAGUUAUGAUAACAGUAUUUUGAAUCAUCCUAAUACUGAUGAGAGGAGUUAUACACCGCCUAUGGUCACAAAAGAUGACAUACAUUCGCAUGCACAGAGUGUUCUUGAAGAUAGUAAGAAGACAAGUAGAACUACUGGUAAUGGUAUUAUAAAUUCUUCGCCUUCCACUGUAUCAAAUUGUAGUAUAGAUAUGGGUGCAACCAAAAUUGAACAUAUUGAGAAAAAAUUACCUGGAAGUGGAGACAGCAUUUUCUUUUCAGAUUCUGGAAUUAAUUCACAAAGUGCAGAUUCUGGUAUUAAUUCUCAAAGUGCUGUUACUUUGACUUCAGAUCCAAUUAUGGAGGAAUCUUCUCCCAGGUCACAUGACAUUGGUGGAGAAGCUGCAGAUGAAGUGGAAAAGGUGACUACUGUACAGACCAGGACUCAAUUUACUGAUGAGAGUGACGCCAGUCAGUUGAAAGAGACUGCUUGUGAAAGGAAGCAUAUAGAUACUGAUAGCCAUCAAGACAUUGUGUCUUGUAGUAAGGAUGUGCAAAGAAGGCACAGUAGUAGUAGUGGGAGAAGUGGUUCAGGACGUAGAUCAAGCAAGGAUAAGUCUGAUCACAGUGAUAAGCACAGAGAGAGGAAGCUUGAAGGUAGUACAUCAGAUUCUAGAUCCCGUGAUAGAAGGAGUUCAGAUGCAAAGGAAAUUGAUCGAAAAGAGAGAUCCCAUAGCUCGUCAUCAGAUAGGAAGCAUCAUUGCUCAAGGUGUUAUAAACGUUCAAAAAUAAAAAGAGCGAGUAUUGGUGUUCAGUGCCGACGGGACAAGACCAUUGACAAAUAUGUGAAGUACAGCUGUCCAGAUUCGACUGUGUUUGGUGUUGGACUGAAGAUUGAUUAUCAAACAAAACAUUUUUCCCUCCCUAGACCUCUCCCACUUACCCAACCUGGUCUUGAACAGCUUAAGUAUGGAAGAUUCAUUCGCAUAGAGACUUAUGCCAAUGGUGGGGCCACAGUUGUGCACAUGUAUCAAGAUGAAAUUGAUUGUCUUAGCAAUGAGGAGAUGGAAGAAUUAGCACAAGAAUAUUUUAAGGUAGUUUUUGGUGAAGAUGAGAAUGGGUAUGCACAUCAUGUAAUGGGAAUUGUUCAUGAUGCUGCUGCUUAUCUCCCAGACCUACUGGAACACAUGGCAGAGAAUUACCCAUCACUCACUGUCAAGAAUGGAGUGCUAGGGCGAAACUCUGACAUUGAAACAACUACUAUGAAGCAGUAUAGGGAUCAGGUAUGCAAACAUUAUGCUAAUGGGACUGUUCGAUAUGGACCCCUCCACCAGAUUAGCUUAGUUGGAAAAGUUCAUGAGGAGGUCGGUGGCUUCUUUCCAGACUUAUUAACCAGACUGGAAGAAAAUACUUUCCUGAAGGUGACUAUGCCAUGGGGACCACUGUCAUUUGUGCAAAUGGAAACACCUCAAGAAUCAAAUGAUGGUCCUAUCCUGUGGAUUCGUCCUGGGGAGCAAUUAGUUCCAACUGCAGAUAUGGCAAAAUCACCAGCAAAAAGAAGAAGAACUGGGAUAAAUGAGUUGCGCAACCUACAGUAUCUUCCAAGACUGUCUGAAGCUCGUGAAUAUAUGUUUGAAGACCGGACUAAGGCACAUGCCGAUCACGUUGGGCAUGGUCUCGAUAGAAUGACAACAGCUGCUGUUGGCAUUUUGAAAGCAGUGCAUGGUACUCAAUCCUAUGAUCACAAUCGUGUCACCAAAGAUGUCGUAGCAUUCUAUGCUGGAGAUUUCCCAGAUCUUGUUGAGAAGCUCCAGUUAGAUCUUCAUGAACCACCAACAUCACAGUGUGUUCAGUGGUUGGAAGAUGCAAAAUUAAACCAGUUACGUCGAGAGGGAAUCCGGUAUGCUCGUAUUCAGCUCUGUGAUAAUGAUAUUUAUUUCUUGCCUCGCAAUAUUAUUCACCAGUUCCGCACUGUCUCUGCAGUAACCAGUAUUGCAUGGCAUGUUCGCCUGAAACAGUACUACCCUGACACAGAAAACACAUCAGACUUAAAUCAAUAUUCACGGGCAGUUACCACUCAACAUCACUACAAAGAAAAGAGAAACCUGGAGAAAGCAUGUGAAACUCCUAAGAAAGAUGUGAAAGAUGAAAACCAAAGAUGUGACAAACCAAAAAGGGAAGAGAGGAAAGACAAAGACAGAAAAAGGUUUGAAGAAAGAAAAGAUGAGGACAAGCAUAAGAAAGAACACAAGGAGGGAGAUCGCAGUAAAGGGGAAAGUAAAUCUAGAAAACGUGACCUAGAUGAUGCUGAUGGUGAAGGGAGGGAAAAGAAACGUAUGAGGGUUUUAGAAGGUAAGUCUGGUUCCAAGGAACUAGAAGUAGAACACAAAAGAUAUGAAGAGAACUCUUCCAAAAGGAAAGAGAAGGAUGACUGUGGAAAAAAGAAAGAACCAAAGAUGAAAUCAGAAUUUGAAGAAGAAAAGAGAAAAGAGAAGGAUGAAGAGAAAGAAGAGAAGAAAACAGAUGUAAGUGAAGUUGGAAUCAAAGAGAAAGAGAAUUCAGAUAAAAAGAAAGAAGAAAAGAGGGUUAAAUCAGAAAGUGGGAUAAAGGAACAUAAAAUUAAAUCAAGAGAAAAAGAUGAAAAACGAAGAGAUGAGAAAAAAGCAAAGAUUGUAAGCAUUGAUGCAGAACACAAAGAAAAAAUUAAAGAACAUGACAGUAGUGACAGGCAUAAGAAGGAGCAUAAACAUGAUCGAGAGAAACGGUAUGAGAAGACACUAAGGAAAGAUAUCAGUUGUAGUCCAAGUAUGAAGAAGACUACUUCAGCCUCCAAGAAGAAGGAUGGUAAUAACUUUGAUGAUAACAGAUCAUGUGGUACACCAUUAAGACAGAACUUGAAUCAAGUUGAAAGUCUCAGUGUUUUGUCACCUACAAUAGUUUCAGCACCAGUGGAGGACAGUGGAAUUUUUCCUGAUGGGUCUGGUGACUCUGUGUGUAUUGCACUUAAGAAGGAAAGUGCAAUGUGUGAUCUCAGCCAUAAAGUGUCAGGAUUUUCACCUACCAAGAAAGAAUUGUGUCCUGAAGAAAGUAAGCAGUUAAAUAUGUCCCCUGCUAAGAAGGACUGUGAUAAAAGCAAGUCUUGUAUUGUUGUUGUAAAAAAGGAGUCUGUACCGAAAGUGGAUACAUCCAAAUGUCAUUCACCAUCUAAGGCACAGUCUUCAGUCAACUUACUAGAUCAAAUAAUUGCGAGUAUGGACACUUCUGCACCAAAAGUGAGGGAGGACCGAGAUGAUUUGGGACAAAUGUAACUCACCCUGACACUUGCCUUUUGCACUCAUAAAAUGUGCACAUACAGGUUGCACUUAAGAAAUUGAAUGCCUUUGUAAAGACUUUAGUACCUUAACAAAGAAAACAACAAUGUCAGUAAAGUCUGUAUUGAAUAAGGAUUAGGAUAACCAUAUAUUGCAAGAAAUUUCACAGUAGUUUAUAUGUAUAUAUGUACACAGUUGUACAUUGUAUAAUUUUUUAUAACAUUCUUUGUGUACAACGGUGUGUGCCUCUGGGUAUGGUUUGCAGUUGAAGUAAUCCCUUAAGAUGCAUUGCUGAAUAGAGUUUGUGUAUUAAACUCGUUAUUUGAGAUAGAAAGUGCUUCUUCAUUGUACAUAAAGGCCGUGAAUAAAAUGAUGCAAAAGGGCAGCAAUACUGUAUAUAUAUUUUCAUGAACAAUAAAGUUAUGAAUUGCAUUCCAUUGAUAGACUGGUGCUAGGGAAAUAGUGUGUUUGUGUUCCAACUUGGGUGCCUUUUUGGUACCAUAACUUUACAUAAAGUAACAGGUUUUAUUUUAUCAAAAUGGAGACUCACUAUGCUGUCUUUUUGCAUUAGAAUGAAAGUUUGAAUGACUGUAAAACAGAAAUAUGUCUUCGAAGUGAAAGACAUGUUACUCAGAGUGGAAUGUCACGACAAAGGAUUACAGCUUUUUUAUUAUUGGGGCUUUCCUUGCAUACUUAAUUCCCUGAAUGGUGCUGUUGAUUACCAUCUACCAACAAACCAUAUUGUUAAACAACAAACUGUUUAAAAAAUUAUAAUGGCAUGACAUCUGAUUUUACAUCCCCCCCCCUUCGUCCUAUUCCAUUUCCUUCAUGCAAGGAAAGAACUGAUAGUUUGUAGAUGUGUGUGGGAAUCACUCGGUGAUAUAUCACCGCAAAUACUUAAUUACACACAUAGGCCCAGUUGGUGAAAUAAUGUUGCCAUGAGUGUGAAAAGUUAUAAGUUUAAGGUUUCAAGUUUAAACAGAUGUUGACUGCUCUUUAAUCUUAUUUUUCCAUAAACAUAUAGUAUUUUAUAACUUACAUUAUUGCUUGUCAUUGUAAUCACACGAAAAAGUCACUCUUUGCUGCUGUGUUGUAAUUUUAUUUAUAAUGAUAUAUAUUUUAAGUGGGAAUGUUUAUCUGCCUGCUUUAAUAAGUUGGGAGUCUUCUGAAAUAAUAUGACCUCUUAUCCCCAUUUUGUACAAUUACAUCUAAAUCGCGUACAUUAUUAUAUAUCAUAGUGUCUGUGUUUGUUACAUUUCAGUAACAUGCACGUUGGAUUUUAAAAAUUAAGUUUACUGAAUCAUAACUUAUUUCAAAGUGCAGAGACAAUAUGAGGAUGUACUGAUGUACAAAGUAAUAUAAAUGAUGUUUUUCUUUGAUCAUUGUUGCAAUGAUUAAAAUUCUCUGUACUUAAAAACAUGGAGAUGUUCUUCAGAUUGGAGAUGCAUUUGCAUAUUUUUUGAAGCAGUAUAUUACAUAUUUGAUUUUGAGUCUGAUAAGGUCCCGUUUAACCAACGUAUUCACAUUCUUAGGUUUCUUUGUCUCUAGAGUGGUCCAAACAUUUGUGAUUACAUUACAGUAUGUUCUUCGGAUACCAAAAUGAUAAUUUUUCAGUUGUAUUACUUUUACCUAAAUUGUAUUUUUAUUUUGUGAUUUUGUUCAGUAGGCAGAUUUGGCACUUCCACCCUCAAAAGAGAGUUUCAUAGUAUAUUCUGUUAAUCUGUUUACAUCCUGCAGUGUUUGUUGGUACUCGGAAAACAGAGUGUAGAUUGUUUGUUUUUUAUUGUUAUAAAAAUAGGUAAUAAAAUAAUGCACUGUAACUUGAUUAAUUUCUGAGUAGAUGCACAAUAAUGUAACACUUGAAUACAUUGUUACUGCAUUUCUCUAGUGCUGUUUACGUAACACUGAUAUAUCCGUCUGAUCUAUCAUUCAGUCAGCAUGUCAUAUUUCCAGGAUUGAGAAAUGUUAAAAAGGAAUAUUGAGUACCAGAAUUCAUGCUUGAUCUUUCAUUCAAAACUCAUUUAUGCCUGGUUGCAAGAUUGUGGCCUUACUUCAUGAGCCAAGUUAUAUUUUGAUGAGCAGUGAUACUUUUGUUACUGUGAUUAUUUCUGUCCCUUAGAACUUCCUUAAAUGUUGCUUAAUUGAUUGAAAGAAAUACAAGUUAAGAUGAAAGAUGAUUAUAAAUCGGUUUUAUCAACGGUUAAAUUUUGAAAGAAGUUAAUAUGUGAUGUUGAGUUUUAAUAGUGAUGUUAUAAAUACCUGCUUAUCAGUUUUGGUUUUCAAGUCACCAGUGACACAGUUGGAUAUUAAAAGAUCACAGUAAACAGUGAAAUUUUCAAUCAUAGAAAUGAGAUGUUGAUUUAUCAUAUUCACAUAAUUUCCUAUAAUUUAAUACCGACUUAUAAUGAAGAAGUGUGUAUUUUCCAGUGUUUGCUUUAUCAUGAAUUGCUGUAACCAUCUCAUUAGAUACAUGAAAACCGCUUAAUUUGAGUAUUUACUUUUGAAUUGUUAACAACAAAAGCAUUACUUUUUUAUGAAAGAUUUAUUAGCUUUGUGGAUAUUUAAUGUGAUAGAAUGUUCAUUAAAUUUAGGCAUCAAGUAGUGGCCCUAAUUGACUCUCAUAACCCAAAUUAUAUUUUAUUGACUUUUAGAAAUAGAUCUCCCAUACUGCACCUUACCAAAACCAAAGGAUUCAAAAGUUGAAUGAUAUGAAUGACUGACUGACACCCACAGGGUAUAUUUCAUAAAGAAUGUCUAAAACCAUCUACUUGCUUUUGGUGAUAUGUUUGUUCCUGUCACCACAGUCUUAUGAGGUCAUGGUUAACACCUUUAUUACACAGCAUAUUAAAUUAAAAAUUUGGUAUCUUCAGUAGUGAGCUGAAGUCUUCCUAGUAACUUCUGAUAUUUUGGUAUUCCAUGCACCAUACUAGUGCUGGUUAGUAAUACUGUACACCGUUGAUAUGCCAUGUUUGCUUUUAAUUUUUGGUGAUUUAUUGACAUAGCUUUAUUUUUCAAAUAGUCUUACAUUAAAAAUUCCAAAGUACUUAUGAGCUAUUAACAUGAGUGAAUAAUAGGUCUAACGUAUGGCAGUCAUUGUUUGACAUUUAAUAAUGUAUACUAUUUUAUCACUAGUGGAGGCAGAAGAUAUAGGCUACAACAUUAAAAAUCACAAGCUUCUUGUUAACUCUGUGUAGUGUAAUUGUGCCAAAGUUACUAUUUUACAUACUACUAAUAAACUGUACUGUAUGGUACAUGCAAUAAAAUUUAUUUUCAAAACUGUGGAUUGUAAUACUUAACACUUGAUUUAGAAGUUUCAUACCAUUACCAACACACGAUUACACACAUAACUUAUUCUAAAGCUAGAUUUUAACAGUCUUCCUUCCCUUCAGGGAUUGUUUGCCUCAUCACAUUUGGUCUGUAUAAUUACCUCAUUUCAACCAUAUUUUUUUAGUCAUGUGACAUUAUUUUGUCACUAACAUGAGUAAAUGAACGUGUACUCAGCUUGAGUCUGAAAGUUCUUGCAUUUGGGGAGUAUUAUUCUUUGAAGAUUUAAUUUUAUGUAAAGAAUUAUGAGAAAAUUUUCUCCAGUUUUUGGAACAUAUAACAGUCCGGUGCUCUCUUCGCAGUGCAUGAUAUUCUCUUUAUCAUAUGAUAUUAAAUAUGAAAGUUUUUCAAUAUUUUGUGAUCAUGAACAUCUUAGUGUAUACAGUAUGUUUAUUUUAAUGACAUGGAAUAGAUAUAAAUUCAUCAUUCCAAAGUGUUAUUUGAUCAAUAACUAAAGUUAAAAUAAACUUAUCUUUGCAAUAACUAUUACACAAGCAGUGUGGUAUUUUUCUUGCAUGAGAAUGAAGUCCUUACAAUCAUGUGCAUCUUGAACAGCGUUUAUCUGAUUAUGAUGAUCUGGGUUAUGAUGCUAUGUAGUCUUGUAAGUGGUUAGCAACAUUUCAGAGAAACCUAUUGCCAUCUUACAGGUAGAUGAAGGUGAUAGGUUCCCCCAAAACAUUGGUAACCAUCUACGAGGCUACAUGGCAUCAAAACCCAGAAGAACGUAAUACAAAUUUUUUCAUCAUGGAGACCUCAGAUCUUGCAUAAUAUACUGUAUAGUGGCAUACUGAGCAUUUAGGACUAAAUGUUUGGCUUUCUUCAGGAAGUUAUGGUUUCAUUCUACAAAAAUCACUUUUGAAUGGCACAUUUUAAAGGGUCAAUUUUGAGCUGAUUUUAGUGAUUGAUGCUGCUUUUCCUACCCAGUUCAUAAUUUAUCCAUUGUUUCUCACUGCUCUAGCUGCUUCCUCCUUCCCAAUUACAAAAGCUAAUUUGUUUCUACUGCUGUGUUGAGGACGGAAUGGAUGAAUGCUCCCAGCUACCCUGAGUCAUGUCUUGGACUGUGCCUUGCUUUCCACAUCAUCAGGCAGCAAUCUCAUCAGUAAUAUGGUCCAAUCUACGUUUAAAAACAUCCCCUACUAUUAUUAGAAGUUUUGUAAAUAUGUUGUUAAUUUGUGAAGUACUCAGGUUUGAGUCUAUGCCAGAUGCAUGUGCUAGUAUAAUGUUUCAGAUACUCUCUAAUAAAUGGCAUCCAAUAAUUACCUUAUGUUUGUUUAUGACCUACAUAGUUUGAUAAGAUUGUGACCCCCAAAACAUUGUUCAUUGGAUUUUCUAAAAAAAACUGGAAUAAAUCUUUAAAUUUUAUGUAAUGAAAUCUACAUUUAUAGAUUUCAGAGAGUACUCGACACUUUUUCUUUUCUUCAUAAAACAGGAAUGCUUAAUACAAAUGUGGAAAUAAUAGAGUAUCGUGUGUUUAUACAUUUUGUAUUUCUGCUUGAGAAUUUGCUAAAAAGUUUUCCUCUGACCCUAUCACAUCUUAGUAACAAACCUUUUUUAAAGAGAACUGGAUACUUGUAUUUAGUUGCUUGUCUUCUGAGAAAAAUAUUUAUUUCAUACAUAGAAACAGGAUCGUUAUAAUUUAAAUGUUGUAUUGGUCCUCUGUUUUAGUGAGAUUAGGCCUAUAAAAGUGUUCUAUUAAUGUUGACAAGGGCAGUGGUGUAAUUCUGUUUUAUAGUGAGCCAGUCCAAUAGAUCAAGUGACAACUAUGCAGUGUGUCAAAAAAUUAAAAUUGCUUUGCAUAUAAAAAUAUAUUAUUCAUAGAAAACUAGAAAGUAGAGUUUAUACUGUCAUUCAAGAAAAUAAGAUGACUGCUUCACAAAUUUCAUUUCAUUACUUAUUUUUAAAAUUAGAUUCAAAAUUAUAUAACUCUUAAGCAAGUAAAUGGAAUCAAAUAUUUCUUUAUAUGUGUCUCAGAUCAGGCAUUCAGUACCAUACCGUAACAACAUGUACAAUGCCAGAAAUAUCAGCUGAAGUAUGAAGUGUGUUCUUAAUACAUUUCCCCCACACCAAGAAUGAAACUAACUGGCAAAGUGGUGAACAUAAUUGAGUUAAAAUUAAUAAAGUGUUGUCCUGGUAAAUACUGUGUUAAAAAUCACUUGUAUAAAUGUAUUGAUAAUUUUUAUAAUGAAUACUAAUAAAUUUGAUAAAUCCUGUUCUUGUGUUGCCAUUGUUUUUACUCCAUUCACCAUUUAGCAUGUUAUUCUGUUACAUAAAAUCAUUUGAUCAGUUUAUAAUACUUGUACUGCUGUAAAGGAGAAAUUAAUUUUAGUAAAGUUGACAUUCUGUAGAAUGCCUAAGGAUUUUAUGAAUCACUGAGGUAAAGUAUGUAUAUAUAUUUAUAUUUUGCAUUAAAUGGGCAGGCACUGGUAUGGAUAACCUGGAUUUUCAUAUUCUGCCUGUGCCAUAUGCAAAAUUGUUUUCUACAAUAUAUACAGAUUUCAGACAUGCCAAUUCAAUCUCUGUUGUUUAAUAUACAUUGUAAAAUUUUAAACAGUUCACAAGGGACCAUUGUUCCAGUCAGAAAACUCAGUGCAGCAAGUGACACCAAUGCAAAAUGUAUUCUCUGUUUGAAAGAAGUUACAAAAUGAAUCUCCAUUUAGUAUGUAAUGUACCAGUAUUUUAAAUUGGUUAUACAUGAAUUAAUAUUGGUACGUUUUGGCUGUGUAAAUAUAGGAAUUCUUUGUGUGAAGUAUUGUGCAUUGGAGCUUACUCGUGCAGUAUCAGUGUUACUUUAUAUAUUUACAUUUUUUGAGUGACUGUCUGGUCUUAAGCCUUCAUGAAACUGCAUAAGGUUUGAUGACUAAGUUUAUGCAUCAUUUUGUACUUGAACCUGCUUCCACAGGUCACUCCAGUUAUCUCAAAUGAAAAAUCAUUGAAAGAGCAUAUGUUCCACAUAUGAUAAAUGACCAAAACUCAUUUUGUCUGCAUUAAUAUAUAUGUAGAACACACAACAGAUUAAGUACAAUUUGAGGUUCUAACUGCAGUGAGUAUAAAGAUGGCUGUUUUCUGGGUUGUAGCACCGUGUAGUGUGGUAGAACUUUACAGAGGUCCUUGCAUUGGUAAACUUCUACCAGACUACACAGUGCUACAACCCAGAAGACAGCCAUCUUCACACAACAUUAUUUUGUUAUUCUUAAUAGACAAAUAAUAGUUUCAUGUUCUGCAGAACUAUUAAAUAGUUUCAUGGGUCUGUCAUACCUUUUAUAUGAUAAUUUGUUUCUGUGAGAAAUUUAAAUGCAUCUUAUGCACAUGCCACAGUUUUAGAUAAUGCAUUUAUGGACCUAGAUUUCUCCCCACUUAAAGUUGCAAUAUUCAGCAGAUAUUGUGGCAUGAAGUGCACAUUGUUUUCAAAUAUUGCCUAUGUGCUCAUUGAACAGGUUCUUAUGGUACAGGAAAUCACCAUCUGCCUUGAAUAAAGGCAUCAGAACACAUUUAAGAUUGGGACUGUCCUUCAAUGAUGGCUGUUAGAAAAUUUGUUAACACAUUAAAAGCCUCAUAAACUUGAUUAUUUUCUUGACAUUUUACAUUGUAAGCUUUUAUGACAAUAUCCAAAAAAUAAUCUUGUUAAUUAUCAUACAGAUCAUCAAAAGCAUUCAACAGCAUCUUAAUUUUCCAUUCAAGCGUUUAAUUACAAAUUGAUAUAUUUUCCUGUUCAUAUUUCCCAUGUGAACUUUAAAAUGAUAGGUGCAGUGAUUUCAUUAUUAAAUUGUUUAACUCAAGAGUUGAGCUGAGAUUUGUAUGUUCUGAGUGCAAUAAAAUAUCAGUUAUAUCACAUAUAUGUUUGCAUCCAAAUAAAGUAUUUUAAGAUGUAGAAAUAUAUAGCAACACAAGUAUUUUUGGAUGCACAUUACCAUACAAAAUCAUGAUGUGUAGCUUAAAUUGUGCCAAGACAAUGCAACAGGAUAUGCAGUUGCAUAAAUCUACAGCCAUUGUUAAUUAUAUAUGGAUUAAUUUGCAACAAAAUAGUAUAAGUUGUGUACAUGGUGAAGUACCUUUUGAAAAAAGUCAAGAAUUAGGUGACAGUUCUGAUUCCCAUAAGGACAAAAAAAUCUUGGUGUAACAACUUACUUUGUUGUGUAUUCAGACGUAAAUAGCUGGUUUAUGUGAAAUUUGCAGUGACAAGUGAUCUGUGAGAAUUAUUUUUGGUAUUACUAAAAUAGAAGCUCAUGUGAUGCACACUGUUGUACUCUAAACUUUCAGUGAGAGAAAACUUUAAAGUAAUUUGUACCAAAACUCAUGACAUCUUUCACUUUGUCAAGUGAAGGGGAUUCAAGUGCCUUCAUAAGAGGAGGGCACAAAUCCAUGUGUUAUGUCAGUCAGUACCCAAGGUUUCCUAUUUAGAAGAGUUGUUUUGAAAUUACAUGUUUUAGAGUAGGAAUUCUAUAGGGAUGUUAUUAAAUUGUUCUGAAAAUAUCAAAUAUUGUGAUAUGAUACAUUCAGACAACAUAUAUUGUUCAGUUAAAUUUAAUGUUCAUUGUGGGGAAUGAUUAUGCGACUCAAACUGAAAACUGUAACCUCACUAUUGUACAACAUUAUCAUCACAUGCACCAAUUGUUUAAAACUAAAUUAAUUAACAAUUAUAAUUUCAUGUAAACAAUAUUAAUGUAUUAUUCACACAUUUACAAAUUAUUUGUUUUAAUGUAUAAUUCUAAUACAAAACUGGUACAUUCAACUUAGAAAACUGUGCAUGCCUAUUUUAAAAGUGGGAGCAAUUGUUUUGUUAAAAUUAUUCAUAUAAGAGUGGGCUAUAACCAUGCUCAGUCAUCAUACAUGAGAAAUAAAAGAAAAGAGUGAUAUCAUGUUGCAAUUAUUCCUUUACAGUAACAUGAAUUUUAAGAUAAAAAUUUAUUAAUGUUCCACCUCUUGUCUUUCUAGUCACAUUUUAUGCCGUCUGAAUCCAGCUACUUGCUUUCCUCAUGCUAAUGUGUUCCAAUCAAAAGUAUUACAUACACGUGUAAUAAAGUUUUCCAUUUUGUAUUGUGUUUGGGAAUAUUGCACACACUAUUUAAUUUCAGGCAGUUGUGCCUCAUACCUCUAGUUGACAGGCCUGACCUCUUGUCAGAGGAGAUGCCCAAUAAGGACAGACUGUAAAUGUCAAGACUCAGACUGUAAAAUGUGGUCAUGAGCCCCAGAAAAGGAGCUCAACACCAAGACACAUCGACUGACUGACUAUCAGUUGCAAUGGGACUUGGACUUCAUACCUCUUUCCAUGAUGGCCACAAACUAAAAGGUAGUUUGGAGACCAUUGUCCCAUACUACUAUUACUUUAAAAUAAGCUUCAUGUUUACUCUUUACUUACCUUAGUUUUGCAAGAUGUGUGUUUAGAAUGUGAUUAACAUUGAGUGCACUGUAAUUCUAGGACAACCUUGAAUUUUAUGCAGUAGUAUCAGAUUAUUUGUUUUAAUCCCCUGUAAAUAACUGGUCUGUAUCUCAGGCUGACAUAAUUCCAGGAGUGUGUUUUCAGAAUGUUUCCAGUUUUGUUUGUUACUUUACCCAGAUUAUAUAGUUGGUAAACUAAUGCUAUGUUACGCUUUAAAUUAAUUACUAUAAUUUCAUUUGGUAAAGGAAGACUGUAUUUUAAUUGUGGUAUUUAUAAUGUAAUUUAUUAUUUUAAGAAUAUUAAGAAUUCAGUAGUUUUAAAAUGAUGUAAUUUAUUUUCCAAUUGAAGUCUCAAUGUUUUAGGGAGAAUUUGCAAUUUUUUUAAUUUUAUGCCCAUCUUAAUUUACAGAUUAAUAUGUUACAAACUGAAAUUGUUUAGUGAGAGCAAAAGUUAUAAAUGGGCAGUAUCAAUGUAUUUUAUGUAAAGUUGAUUACCAUUGAAGUUUUAUCCUAUUGGGCUUGUACUUAAAAUUUAAUUAAGUUAUAUCCAACUGUUCUCAAUGUAGUGCCUCUUUAUAUAGACUGAUUCAAUGAAUCAUUGUCAAAUACUUGCUACUUUAAGACACAUAAGAAUUUGAAGAGACCUGUUUCUGUUGAUAAACAUUGUUUUUGAAAGUAACAGCCCAAUAAAUUGUUUUACUUUAAGAGUUUGUAACAUUGUGGUUUGAUGGGACUGUAAUUCAUGACAAUGUGCAUUGCAGCUGUCUUAAGAAAAUAACUUUAGUUUAUUAAUUUGAAUUCAGAGUUAUGUUAUGUAAUAUGCUUUCUCUUCGGUAUUUAUAGUUAAAGUGUGGAUAUAAGAAUGUAUACAUUAUAUCUGAGAUUUUAGGUUCUCAUGGCAGUGAAGAUCUCAUUUGUGGCCUCCUGUGUCCUGUGUGAAGUCUUGUUGGUAGUUACCAGUGUUUCAGAGGAACAUUGGUAACUUUGUAUUAGACAAUGUGGCAUGAGAACACAGAAGACCACUGUCAGCAUGUAUACAUAAGUUGCACCAAAAAUAAAUAGUGUGCUUUUGUUUAUGCCAGAAAGUUUUUGUAUAGAUUUUUAUAGCUUUUGAUUCAUUCUGGAUAGUACUUCAUAAUGUUCACUAGAAUUUCAAAAACACAUUAAGCUUUGAACUUCCUGCAGCAUCUAUAAAAGUGCAUAUGAAGGUGACAUUAUAAGAGGUGUGUUUUACCAAAUCUUCUCACCUCUCUUUAAGUUGUUAAAUGUUGAUUAGUUUCUUGUUUGUUGCUAACAUGAAAUAGCUAUGUUACAGAGUACCAAUUUUUUUUUUGUUCAUAAUGAAUUACAGUUGGUACUGUAAUGUUAUUGGUAUAAUAAUUACUUUGAUUCUAAAUUUAAAGCUACAGUCAUAUAAAUCAAACUGAUCACAGGCAUUGUCCUUUAAGUGCUAUAAUAAAAAGAACUCCCUCAAAAAUUAUAAGAACCACGAUUAAAUUCAAUUUUAUAUAAUUGGCAUAUACUUGUAUGAGACUCCCAUAAUAAUACUGUUUAUUUUAGAAACACAAACUAAAAUACUUAUUUUCUUUAGAAGUUCCUCUGUUGUGUCAAUAUCAGCAAAAUGGUUGCUACUUUGUUCUGCUCUCCUAUAAUGUUAUAUUGUUACCCAUUCUGUUUAAGAGUUUUAAAUAUUGUAGUCCAAAGAAUAAUGGGGCCUAUGGUGAUGUGGUCCGACUGGUGCAAAGACCUGUCAAAACUAGUAGAUACCAGGUGAAGUAACAUUUGUUUAAAUUCAUUAGGUAGGACAUGUCAGGUGGUUUUAUUUUAGGUCACUUUAUAUCUUGACAAGCUAUGAAGUACAUAAAAUUUUAAAUGAUUAACUUGGAAGAAACUACAGUAAUUCAGAACACUGGAGUUUGAUUGAAAGCAGGAAAAUGCACCAGACUGGGUACAAAUGUAGUUAUGGUGUACUGAUAGAGUUUGUAUCUUAUCAUUGUUCCAUAUUUCUAAUGCUGUAAACAAGAUGAUUUAUAGAUUACACAUUGCUUUGAUGGACAAUU